AUGCUAUCCUUGACCUUGUCCGACACAAAGUCCGUGAACUUCCCACUUUUCCCAUCCGGCGAGCCAGCGCUUUUCACACGUCUCUUUGUCAAAUCCCCAUUUCUUUCCGUUGUACUGGACAUCAUCGCCAUAGCGGAUGAACAAAAUGUAGGCAUCGUUGUCGGUCAGGGCUUUGGUGACAUAUUGAGCGACCAUCAGUUUCUCAAACCAUCCAGUGGUGUUUGCUCCAUAGCCUUGGGCAUUGAAGGCGUUGUAAACAUCAUUGGUGACCCAAGCGCCACCUUGAAAAACUUUGUACAGGCCGUCUUGGCCGGUUCCUUUGUUGGUCAGAACCUCGGGGAAGCCUGCCAUGACCUGGCUGAGCAUGUUUUGGGCGCCUUGUUUGUAGUCGGAGCUUUCUCCAAAUUGCGUAUCGCCGUUCGAGGGGUUUUGCAGAGCCCCUACAUUACCGGCAAUUCCAAAUGCAUUCGAUGCAGCGAUGGCUCCCGUAACGAGGAAGCCCGUCCAUGCAACCUCUGGCAGGACCACAUCGAGGAGAACAAAACCGGCAAUCAUGAUACCGAUCACAGCUGA
Molecule: messenger RNA, 573 nt
Organism: Penicillium alfredii
Lineage: Eukaryota; Fungi; Ascomycota; Eurotiomycetes; Eurotiales; Aspergillaceae
Exons: 2
Coding region: 1-573 (190 amino acids)
Source: RefSeq, a predicted model, not a curated record